GCCACAGCUCCUUUGACAGUCCCUUCCCACCACCAUGCUGCUACCAUUUCGCCGCACCCAUCUCUUCCGGACCCUUGCCCACACAGCCGCCCUUCCUUCAUCUCCGGCAGCAAUAGGUGCAGCCAUCAGUCCAAGCCACCAGCGCCGCUACCAUGCACCACCGCCCUCCAUCUCCACUGCCAGCCUGCACCAUGCAUCACUGCUCCUCCGCGAGCACCACCACGCCCCACUGUUACGCCGUCACACCACCACCUCCAUUAUUCUCAGAUCAGCCGCGCCACAGGCCACCCAUCCGCCGUCGCCGCUGCCGCACCGACCAUGCCCUCAUUGUUGCUCAUCUCCUUGCCGCCAGUUGACAUCCUCACGGAUCUGUCGCCCCUUCACCAAGUCGUCCGUACUGCCACCUCGGGAGACUAUCAUCCCACGUGUCACAACCAGUCACGAAACUAAACUUCCAGUUUAUACCACGGCACCACUGUCCAUGGGUUCAUCACCACCACAGUGCCAGGGGGUGAAAGGCCGGAGGACGAUGGCCACUUAUCAACCGUUGGAAGAUAAGGUGGCCGGUGAGAGUCAGACUAGGGGGAAGCCCAUUCGAUGCAGAGCUGCGGUUAGCAGAAAAGCAGGGGAGCCGCUGGUGAUGGAGGAGGUGAUGGUAGCUCCGCCGAUGGCUGGUGAAGUUCGGAUUCGGAUCAUCUGCACUUCGCUUUGCCACAGCGACCUCACCUACUGGAAACUGAAGGAACCUCCAGCAUGCUUUCCGAGAAUUCUGGGCCAUGAAGCCGUCGGGGUUGUGGAGAGUGUGGGGGAGAAUGUAACUGAAGUAGCUGAAGGAGAUACUGUGCUCCCAAUAUUCAUUCCAGAUUGCGGAGAAUGCAUAGAUUGCAGAUCGGAGAAGAGCAACCUAUGCUCAAAAUUCCCAUUCGAAAUCUCCCCUUGGUUGCCCAGACACAAGAGCAGCAGAUUUACAGACCUUAAAGGAGAGGUUCUCUACCAUUUUCUAAAUGUCUCCAGUUUCAGUGAGUACACAGUUGUGGACAUCGACAACAUUACAAAAAUUAGCCCUGCAAUCCCACCAAACAAAGCAUGCCUCUUCAGUUGUGGAGUAUCCACUGGGGUUGGUGCUGCAUGGAGAACGGCAAACGUGGAAAAGGGGUCCACUGUUGUUAUAUUUGGGCUAGGAGCAAUUGGAUUGGCGGUUGCCGAGGGAGCAAGACUGUGUGGAGCUUCUAGAAUUAUUGGUGUGGAUACCAACCUAGAGAAAUUUGACGUUGCAAAGAAAUUUGGAGUGACAGAGUUUGUCAACCCUAGAAACUGUGGGGAUAAGCCAGUGAGCCAGGUGAUUGGAGAGAUGACUGAUGGAGGGGCAGACUACUGCUUUGAAUGCGUUGGCUUCGCAUCCUUGGUGCAAGACGCAUUUGCUUCCUGCCGAAAGGGUUGGGGGAAGGCGAUCAUGGUAGGAGUGGACAAGCCUGGUGCGAUGCUAAACUUUAGUUCUGUUGAGAUGCUUCAUUAUGGAAAAAGUGUAAUGGGAAGUAUAUAUGGAGGUCUCAAACCCAAAUCUCAUAUUCCAGUUCUUUUACAACGCCUGGUGGACAAGGAAUUAAACGUGGAUAACUUUAUCACACAUGAGAUGAAGUUUGAAGACAUCAAUAAGGCUUUUGAUUUACUCGCCAAAGGAAAGAGUAUUCGAUGUGUGAUGUGGAUGGACAAAUAAAUAAGAACAUCCCAUGAAAAUUGUC
Molecule: messenger RNA, 1742 nt
Organism: Vitis riparia (riverbank grape)
Lineage: Eukaryota; Viridiplantae; Streptophyta; Magnoliopsida; Vitales; Vitaceae
Product: alcohol dehydrogenase-like 7
Exons: 11
Coding region: 35-1717 (560 amino acids)
Biological process (GO): formaldehyde catabolic process
Cellular component (GO): cytosol
Molecular function (GO): S-(hydroxymethyl)glutathione dehydrogenase [NAD(P)+] activity; zinc ion binding
Source: RefSeq, a predicted model, not a curated record